AUGGCGCCCGGCACCCCCACUCGCGGGAGGGCGCGGCCCGGGAUGAAUGGGCAGCCGGCCUUUGUGGCCGCGGCGCACGUGGGCCCGGGACGGCUGGGGCGGGCCGGCCAUGUGGCGGCGGGCGGCCGGGUCACCAGUCCGUCCUUGCUUUGCAGAACCAUCACGAUGGCCGCCCAAGGAGAACCCCAAGUCCAGUUCAAACUCGUGUUGGUGGGUGAUGGUGGUACUGGCAAAACGACGUUCGUGAAACGUCACCUGACUGGUGAAUUCGAGAAGAAGUAUGUAGCCACCUUGGGUGUGGAGGUCCAUCCUCUCGUGUUCCACACCAACAGAGGACCGAUUAAAUUCAAUGUGUGGGAUACAGCUGGCCAAGAAAAAUUUGGGGGACUGAGGGAUGGCUAUUAUAUCCAAGCCCAGUGUGCCAUUAUAAUGUUUGAUGUAACAUCGAGAGUUACCUACAAGAACGUGCCUAACUGGCAUAGAGAUCUGGUUCGAGUAUGUGAAAACAUCCCCAUUGUGUUGUGUGGCAAUAAAGUGGACAUUAAGGACAGGAAAGUUAAGGCAAAAUCCAUCGUUUUCCACCGAAAGAAGAAUCUUCAGUACUACGAUAUUUCUGCCAAAAGUAACUACAACUUUGAAAAGCCUUUCCUUUGGCUUGCUAGAAAACUAAUUGGAGACCCUAACUUGGAGUUUGUUGCCAUGCCUGCUCUUGCCCCACCAGAAGUUGUCAUGGACCCAGCUUUGGCAGCACAAUAUGAGCACGAUUUAGAGGUUGCGCAGACAACUGCUCUCCCGGACGAGGAUGACGAUCUGUGAGAAAACGAAGCUGGAGCCCAGCGUCAGAAGUCUAGUUUUAUAGGCAACUGUCCUGUGAUGUCAGUGGUGCCGCGUGUUUGCCACUUUAUUAUCUAGCUAAGCAGAACAUGUG
Molecule: messenger RNA, 928 nt
Organism: Elephantulus edwardii (Cape elephant shrew)
Lineage: Eukaryota; Metazoa; Chordata; Mammalia; Macroscelidea; Macroscelididae
Gene: RAN
Product: RAN, member RAS oncogene family
Exons: 6
Coding region: 1-816 (271 amino acids)
Biological process (GO): ribosomal subunit export from nucleus; protein import into nucleus
Cellular component (GO): nucleus; cytoplasm
Molecular function (GO): GTP binding; GTPase activity
Source: RefSeq, a predicted model, not a curated record